Molecule: messenger RNA, 2341 nt
Organism: Nannospalax galili (Upper Galilee mountains blind mole rat)
Lineage: Eukaryota; Metazoa; Chordata; Mammalia; Rodentia; Spalacidae
Gene: Fbxw4
Product: F-box and WD repeat domain containing 4
Exons: 8
Coding region: 19-1512 (497 amino acids)
Biological process (GO): SCF-dependent proteasomal ubiquitin-dependent protein catabolic process
Cellular component (GO): SCF ubiquitin ligase complex
Molecular function (GO): protein binding
Source: RefSeq, a predicted model, not a curated record
CAUGUGACUCGGCCCGACAUGGUGUUGCCUCCUCUCCUGGAGGCAGCGGCGUCUCCGGCUCCGCUUUUCAUCAGGCGGCUGCUCAUGGGCAGCCAGGGCCGCUUGGGUCCCCCGGGGAACGGUGGGCAGGGCGAGGGCGAGGGCGAGGGCGAGGGCGAGGGCGAGGGCGGUGAGGAGAGGAAACUGCAGAAGACGAGAGGGAAGAGAAGGAAGGGGAAGGGGAAGGGGAAAGCGGGCACCGGGGCCGGCGGAAGAGGAAGAAGGGCGGAUGGGAAGCCAGGGCUGCAGCCGGUGGAGAAGGCAGCGGGGCCGGGGGCUGAGAAGGGAGCUGAGACAGGCCCGGCGCGGGCAGGACCGGGAGGCGGAAGCGUGGGAGGGCCGAGAAGCUCAGGGAAGCGAGAUGAGGGCAGCGCAGGGGCCGGGAAGGCGUACGAACGUAGGGCCAGGGCAGGGCGGCGGGAGGACGGCCGGCCGGGGAGACUUCGGGGCCGAGGGCUGCAGGCGUGGGCCGAGUUCCCGGGGCCUGGGGCGGCCAUGGCAGCGACCGAGGAAGCGGUGGCUGCGGCCUUGGAGCCAGCCCCCGGUCCGGCCGCUGGGCCCGCGCUAUGGCGCCUGCCGGAGGAGCUGCUGCUGCUCGUCUGCUCCUACCUCGACGUGCGGGCCCUCGGCCGCCUGGCCCAAGUGUGCCGCUGGCUGCGGCGCUUCACCAGCUGUGACCUGCUCUGGCGCCGGAUAGCCCGGGCCUCGCUCAACUCCGGCUUCACGCGGCUCGGCACCGACCUGAUGACCAGCAUCCCAGUGAAGGAACGAGUGAAAGUGUCUCAGAACUGGAGACUAGGGCGAUGUCGAGAGGGGAUUCUGCUGAAGUGGAGGUGCAGUCAGAUGCCCUGGAUGCAGCUAGAAGAUGAUUCUCUGUACAUAUCGCAAGCUAAUUUCAUCCUAACCUACCAGUUCCGCCCAGAUGGUGCCAGCUUGAACCGUCGACCCUUCAGAGUCUUUCCUGGGCAUGAUGAGGAUGUUUGUCACUUUGUACUGGCCAACUCACAUAUCAUCAGUGCAGGAGGAGAUGGAAAGAUUGGCAUUCAUAAGAUUCAUAACACCUUCACUGUCAAGUACUCGGCUCAUGAACAGGAGGUGAACUGUGUGGACUGCAAAGGGGGUAUCAUUGUGAGUGGCUCCAGGGACAGGACGGCUAAGGUAUGGCCUUUGGCCUCUGGACAGCUGGGGCAGUGCUUACAUACCAUUCAGACUGAAGACCGAGUCUGGUCCAUUGCUAUCAGCCCAUUACUCAGCUCUUUUGUGACAGGGACGGCUUGUUGUGGGCACUUCUCACCCCUGAGAAUCUGGGAUCUCAACAGUGGGCAGCUGAUCACACAUCUCGGCUGUGACUUUCCCCCAGGAGCUGGGGUGCUGGAUGUCAUGUAUGAAUCCCCCUCCACACUGCUGUCUUGUGGUUAUGACACCUAUGUUCGCUACUGGGACCUUCGCACAAGUGCCCGGCCUUCCCACUGACAUCAACCCCACUCAGCAGUCCUGUGUAUUGCCUGCGGUUCACCACCAAGCAUCUCUAUGCUGCGCUGUCUUACAACCUCCACAUCCUGGACUUUCAAAACCCAUGAUAGGAUACCACUGCCUGCAGGCUGGGCAAGUCAUCUACUCAGGGACCUCUCUUGCCUGGCAGGUGAUACUUCACCUUUUCCUACCCCUGCUGUGGUCCUAGACCUGUGGCCACAGUGUCCAAGUACCUAAAGCACUCACUCCUGGACAUUGGGGCUGACCAGAGAUGUAGGCCCCAGAUCCUGAAGCCUUAGGAGAAUGUAGCUGAACUCAGGUGUGUACCCUGUAUGGCCAGAGCAAAAGCCCUGUCUGGAAAGACCAACCCUGCCCCCAAGCCCUUUGUAGCAUCAUGGCAGCUUACAGAGUAGGGUAAGGUGUUCCUACCAUCCCAACCAGAAAGAGAGGUGUGACUGCUAGUACCCCUGCUGGCACCAGGCACCUCUUCAGUCAGACCUCACUUGUGAACUUGGGCCUAAGAACUCAUUUCUGGGGCUCUGAAACCAAGAAAGGACAAAGGAAACCUGACAGUUUGGUGUUUAGGCUAGCCAUAUCUCAGGUCAGCUGUAGAGACAUGCUAUGGUUUUCAUUUUUGUAAAAAUAAAGUUUGAUUAUUCACAAAUGUGGUUCUUCAGUGGCUACAUUGUUCUAGGAGGCCUCAGGAAGAUGGAACAUCAGAUUUAAACUCAGGAGUGUAUGUAUAUACUGGGGAAAGAACAAGACUAGCCUCUGUGGCUCUGUCUUAAAAGUGUGUUACUUCAGAAAGUCUUCCUGUUGACCAUCCACU